This is a messenger RNA of Tetranychus urticae (two-spotted spider mite), 1045 nucleotides long. RefSeq lists its product as uncharacterized. The record is from RefSeq and is a predicted model, not a curated record. Gene Ontology annotation, molecular function: oxidoreductase activity. NCBI's taxonomy places the organism in Eukaryota, Metazoa, Arthropoda, Arachnida, Trombidiformes, Tetranychidae.
UCUCAGUUCGCCUAAUUUGUUUCUUGCAUUAAUCUCAUUGAAUAUUUGUGUGUUUUUCAUUUCUGAUAUUUAACUCUAAAUUAUGAUUGAUUUGGACAAUAAAGUAGCUUUGAUCACUGGCUCUAGUGAUGGAAUUGGAGCUGCAACAGCAAUACUCUUUUCAUCUUUAGGUGCUAAAGUGGCCAUUGUUGGACGUAAUCAAAAUAAACUGGAUAAAGUUGCUGCUGAAUGUGAAGCUAAAUCACCUCAUAACUACAAACCUGUUGUCAUAAGAGCUGAUUUUGUUAAUGAUGAAGAUGUUGUACGAACCUUUGAAGAGACCAUUUCUGCUUAUAAACACUUGGAUAUUUUAGUCAACAAUGCUGGUCAGAGCAACAAUAAAGAUUUCCUUGAUGCCGACGCUCUUAGUGACUAUGAUCGAACCCAACAAAUCAAUGUCCGAUCUGUUGUCCGACUGACUCAAUUAGCUGCACCAUACUUAAUUAAAGCUAAAGGAUCUGUAGUCAAUGUUUCCAGCAUUGCUAGUUUAAAAGCGUAUCCAAGCAUGUGGUCUUAUGGAAUGGCCAAAUCUGCUGUCGAUAUGUUCACAAAAACAAUGGCCAGUAGAUUGGCUCCAAAUGUUCGAGUUAAUUCAGUCGUUCCUGGUCCAGUGCGAACCAAUUUUGUUGCCUCGCUUAACCUUGACCCAAAGGCUUUUUGGGACGGAAUGGUCGAACAACAACCUUUGCAACGUGUCGCUGAUCCAAUUGACCUUGCCAAUAUGAUCGCUUUCCUUUCAUGUGAUGCUUCUCGAAACACAACUGGUUCAAUUUUUGUAACUGAUUCUGGAGCUUUAGUCGCUGAUCCCAUGAAAGCCUCCUCUAGUAAUCAAUAAUCAGAGUUUGCUUCAACUCUUCAUUUUACCUUUUAUAAUUUUUAUUAUAAUUUCAUGAUAAAUUUUCUCAAUCAACAGAUAAUUCAGGCAUUUGAACAUUUAUUUCAAUAAUAGAUGGUAAAAAUUGUCAAUGUAUCUUAUUGGAUUAGUAAAAAUUUAUUGAAUUGAUAA